This is a messenger RNA of Myripristis murdjan (pinecone soldierfish), 753 nucleotides long. RefSeq names its product C1q-related factor-like. The transcript has 4 exons. Gene Ontology annotation, molecular function: protein binding. Lineage: Eukaryota; Metazoa; Chordata; Actinopteri; Holocentriformes; Holocentridae. Gene Ontology annotation, biological process: maintenance of synapse structure. The record is from RefSeq and is a predicted model, not a curated record. The coding region runs from base 1 to 753 and encodes 250 amino acids. Gene Ontology annotation, cellular component: synapse.
AUGAAAGGCGCUGUAUUCCUGUGUCUGCUGGGAGCAGUUUUAGUCCAGAGCCAGUAUUCCUGGGAUGGACCUACGACCGGCAGACCUUCAUCGGGAAGACCUUCAUCGGGAGGACCUUCAUCGGGAGGACCUUCAUCAGGGGGAACUUCAUCAGGGAGUACUACAGAGGGCCCCAGCCCAAGUGUGUGUCUUACGGACCAUGCAUCAUGUGGCUGCUGUCUCAUGCAGCAGCAGCUGUACAGGAUGGAGUCAUUUUUUAACAUGAGCCUCAAUGAGCUGCAGAGGGACUUGGAACGAGCGGAGAACGUCCUCAACGACAUUAGAGCCACCCGCAGUGCCUUCUCUGUGGCUCUGACCAACGAUCGCUGGUGCCUCGGCCCGUUCCGUGAUGUCGUGCCUGUCGUGUACCAACAUGUUUUCAUCAACCUGGCAGGCAGCUACAGCAUACAGACGGGCAAGUUUAUUGUUCCUCGCUCUGGUGUCUACAGCUUCUCCCUCACUGUCUACAGUGAUGCUGGUUCUGCUGGGAACACUCUAGCCGCCUGUGCCAGUUUGUACCACAACAACAUACUGAUAGCUGGGCCCAGCGACAGGAACGCGCAGGACCAAGAGGACAGCUCCACCUCUGUCGUGGCACUGCAUGCGAAUGCUGGGGACGAGGUGCACGUAAAACUGCCCAUUGGCUGCUACCUGUGUGACAACAACAGCCACUUCAAUACUUUCUCUGGCUUCCUGCUCUAUGCUACUGACUAA